GAGUAAUAUGAUUUCCAACAUGGCAAGGAAAUAGAAAAAUAAAAGAUAAAUCUUUAGUUAUAGAUAAAUAGAGUAUCUGUACCAAUAAUUGGUGGUCUAGUAGCAUAAGCCUACCAGACCAAAAGAAUGCCUUGCUGGUAUUUUGAGAAAAAAGAUAUAAAGAAUUCACCCUCAUUUCGUGAUGGAGUGGAUACAUUAACAGAAGCUAGAUACAGAAGAGAAGGUGCAAGAUUUAUCAUUGAUGCUGGGACCAAAUUAGGACUUCGAUAUGAUUCCUGUGCCACAGGUGUGGUCUAUUUCCACAGAUUUUAUAUGUUUCAUUCCUUUAAAGAAUUUCACAGAUAUGUAACUGCAGCUUGCUGUUUAUUUCUGGCUGGUAAAGUGGAAGAAACACCUAAGAAAUGUCGAGAUAUAAUCAAAAUAUGUCAAUCAUUAUUAAGCCCCUCUCUGUUUGCCGUCUUUGGUGAAGAUCCAAGGGAAGAAGUAAUGACAAUGGAGAGAAUUUUAUUACAAACUAUCAAAUUUGAUCUUCAAAUUGAACAUCCAUAUUCUAAAGUUUUAAAAUAUGCCAAGUUUGUACAAGGAGACAAAGAAAAGAUUCAGAAGAUGGUUCAAAUGGCUUGGACAUUUAUAAAUGAUAGCAUGUGUACAACCUUAUCAUUACAAUGGGAACCAGAUAUCAUUGCCACAUCCCUGUUAUAUCUGGCGUCACGAUUGACAAAGUUUGAAAUCACAGACUGGCAGGGCAAAAUUCCUGGCACCAAAAUAAAAUGGUGGGAUGCAAUCGUUGAAGAUAUUUCCAUGGAAUUAAUGGAGGAUAUUUGUCAUCAGGUCUUAGAUUUGUAUUCACCAGAAAAUCGCAAGAAAGAUGAAUCUCCAUCUUUAAGUCCUCAGACGCCUAGCAACAAACCACCUGGAGGUCAACCGAAUGCUGGAGGAACACCUAGUAAAAAUAGACGAGCUGUAAGACAAUUGAACAAUUUCAGUGAAUUUACAUUACAUUUGUAUAAAACAACAGAAUUUCUAAAGGGCACAAAUACUAAGGCUCCUCAUGGGCUACCAACAUUUUCAUCCAUUCUGUUACAAAUUGAUUUUGAAUUCCAAAUCUAG
Molecule: messenger RNA, 1110 nt
Organism: Lottia gigantea (owl limpet)
Lineage: Eukaryota; Metazoa; Mollusca; Gastropoda; Lottiidae
Exons: 7
Coding region: 127-1110 (327 amino acids)
Biological process (GO): regulation of transcription by RNA polymerase II; positive regulation of DNA-templated transcription, elongation
Cellular component (GO): cyclin/CDK positive transcription elongation factor complex; nucleus
Molecular function (GO): cyclin-dependent protein serine/threonine kinase activator activity
Source: RefSeq, a predicted model, not a curated record